AUGUCCGGUCGACCUGGACUCACGGAGAAGCGUUUGUCGGCCCAUCGCUUUCAACCGCUUCCGGAUUACUCAAAUGAUACCAUGAUGGCCAGUCCACACGACGUGACGAUUGAUAUUCCCCUGACCAAUGUCCCCAGUCGCACUCCGACGGGGGCGCGGAGGGGGAGUGCACACACGGCCACUUCUCCAGCGGCCUACCACCCUCCCCUUGACGAUGUUCACACCAACACCAGCGAGAAGGCUGGUUUGGUCGCCGGUACUGGUCCUGGCCGUCGCAAGAGAACCGUUGACGACUCGACCGGCCGUUCGCUCGAGGAUCCCGAAGAUGGCACUCUUACGCGGAUGGGGAAGAUUUACCAGGCCAUCCUCAACUUCUCCAUCGUUACCAGGUACAUUAUCUAUGUCACCCCGAUCGCGCUCUUGAUUGCGAUCCCAAUCAUUGUGGGCGCCACGGUUGCGGAAGAUGCGAGAAUUGGCGGCGUGACACUGCCUUGGUUCUUUGCCUGGAUUGAGGUGGUCUGGUUGAGUUUGUGGAUCUGCAAAAUCAUCGCUCAUUUCCUGCCAUACCUGUUUCAGUUCCUCUGUGGAAUUGUCAGCCCGGGCACUCGCAAGUAUGCUCUCAUCCUGCGCGCACUGGAACUGCCCAUCGCGACGGUCUUCUGGACCAUUGUCUCGUUGGUCACUUUCCUUCCGGUCAUGACCUAUAACCCCGAGAAGAAGCGGACCGGCGAUACUUCCACCAAGCCAUGGGAAAAGUCCGUCAAGAAUAUCCUGUUCGCUUUGUUUGUCUGUAGCUUGAUUCUGUUGGCGGAGAAAUUCCUGGUCCAGCUCAUCUCCAUCAGCUACCACCGAAAGCAAUUCGACUUGAAGAUCAAGGAGUCGAAGCGGAACAUUGAACUGAUCGGUCAGCUGUACGACGCCUCCCGCAACAUGUUCCCCAUGUACUGCAAGGAGUUCCGGGAGGAGGAUCUGAUCAUUUCCGAUUCGCUCUUGACUGCAGCCACCGCGAAGGGACCCAUCCACUCCCGCUCCAGCUCCUCGAUGCCCCUCAGGCUGAUUCGCAAUGUCGGCCAUAACGUGGGUCGAUUUGGUGACCGAGUUACCGCCGCUUUUGGUGGGGUCGCCCACGAGAUCACCGGCAAGGAAGUGUUUAACCCCACCUCCGUGCGCGGUAUUGUCACCCAGGCCCUGGAGCGCCGAAAGGCCGCCGAAGCUUUGGCGCGCCGAAUCUGGAUGUCUUUUGUCAUUGAGGGCAGGGAUGCCCUAUACCCGGACGACAUCGCCGAGGUCUUGGGAGCCGGCAAAGAGAUGAUCGCGGAGGAAUGUUUCCAUAUGCUCGAUCGCGACGGCAACGGUGAUAUCAGCCUGGACGAGAUGGUGAUGGUUGUUGGGGAGAUUGGUCGCAACCGAAAGGCCCUCAACAACAGCAUGUACGAUGUCGACCAGGCCAUCCAUGUCUUGGACAACCUGCUGCUGACCGUUGCCGGUAUUAUCGCGGUGCUGGUUUUCAUUUCGUUUGUGACCAGCGGUUUCGGCACCGUCAUCGCUGCUGGCGCUACUUCCCUUCUCUCUCUCAGUUUCGUAUUCGCGACGACCGCCCAGGAAGUCCUGGGCUCGUGCAUCUUCCUGUUCGUCAAGCAUCCCUUUGAUAUCGGUGACCGCGUCGAGAUUAGCGACAAGGAUUACAUCGUCGAGCGCAUUUCGCUGCUGUACACCGUCUUCAAGUCGGUGACGGAUCAGCGCGUGACUCAGGUGCCCAACGUUGUCCUCAACACUCUCUGGGUUGACAACUUCACGCGUUCCAACGCCAUGCAUGAAACACUCAAGAUUCCCGUCAGCUUCGACACUACAUUUGCCGACAUCCAGCUCCUCCGCGAUGAGAUGGAAAGAUUCGUCCGUGACAAGGAGAAUUACCGUGACUUCCAGCCGGAUGUCGACCUGGACGUGGUCGGGGUCGGCGACAUGGACAAGCUGGAGCUGACCGUCAGCAUCCGCCAUAAAUCCAACUGGGCUAACGAGUCGAUCCGUGCCAUGCGUCGGUCCAAAUUCAUGUGUGCCUUGGUCAGCGCCGUGCGCAAGAUUCCCAUCCGCGCUCCUGGUGCUGCUGCGGAAGACGCCGCCGGCGACAGCGAGAACAAGGACGACAAGGACGACACCAAUGACAAGCCUCACAAGCCUGACGCCGAUAACGCAGAGCAGAACAACAUCACGCGGACCGCCUCCGGCCGGCAGCGCGCAGCAGCGGCCGGGACGACCGCGGAUGCAGCCGCCCAGGAACAGGCUCGAUCAACCGGCUUCAGCGCCAGCCAGUCAUCCGGCACGCUACAACGCCGCGGCGGCUCUUCAUCCACCGACUCGGGCUACUUGGAACGCUCCGCCAGUCGCACCGCGAACGAAGUGGACAACUACCAGACCCCCGCCGCCUCGCCCAACCAGAACCGCCAACUCAGCGUCAACUACGGCAAUCUCGGCCGUGAACCGUCCACCGGCCGCCGCAGGGCAGGUGCCAGCACCACCGACCAGCAAGUUGCCCAGCCGUCCCCCACCGCAGGCGGAGUCCCCAUCAUCGCAGAGCCCGUGCCCCCUCUUCCUCGCCAGCAGCCGCCGGCAGCCCCUGCAUCACAGGGGAUCCCCUCGGAGUACCCCUCGUAUCCCAGCAUGUCCAACUACGAAGGUAGUCUCUACGGAUCUCAUAGCCAGGAGACGGCGUACGAUCCGGAGCAGGCGCUCGAGCUCCCGUCGGUGACAGAGCACUCCGAGUCUGACCCUUGCCGAAGGUUCCCGGGUUCGCCGGGGGUGCAACAGCGCUACCCCGAUGACCAUUCCAGGAACUGGAAUCAGUCUCGGCCGCCCUACGGAGGCCAAUAA
Aspergillus fumigatus Af293 is the source of this 2868-nucleotide messenger RNA. RefSeq names its product serine/threonine protein kinase. Gene Ontology annotation, molecular function: calcium ion binding; calcium channel activity. The record is from RefSeq and is a predicted model, not a curated record. Gene Ontology annotation, biological process: calcium ion transmembrane transport; intracellular calcium ion homeostasis. Lineage: Eukaryota; Fungi; Ascomycota; Eurotiomycetes; Eurotiales; Aspergillaceae. Gene Ontology annotation, cellular component: membrane.